CAGGCUCCGCCCCUGCCCCUUACUCCAGACCCUUGGCGGUUUGACGAGCAGAAACACCAGCUCCCCGCCGGAUCCAGCCGACACCUCAAAGCAAGAGAGCGACAUGGCAGCUCCUGCUAAGGGCGAGAACCUGUCCCUGGUGGUGCACGGACCUGGAGACAUUCGCCUGGAGAACUACCCAAUCCCUGAGCUGGGCCCAAAUGACGUAUUACUAAAGAUGCAUUCGGUGGGGAUCUGCGGCUCGGAUGUUCACUACUGGGAGCAUGGCCGAAUUGGGGACUUCGUUGUGAAAAAGCCAAUGGUGCUUGGGCAUGAAGCUGCUGGAACAGUCACAAAAGUGGGGCCGAUGGUGAAACACCUAAAACCAGGAGAUCGGGUCGCCAUCGAGCCUGGCGUUCCCCGAGAAAUAGAUGAAUUCUGCAAGAUCGGCCGAUACAAUCUGACGCCAUCCAUCUUCUUCUGUGCCACGCCCCCAGAUGAUGGGAACCUCUGCCGCUUCUACAAGCACAGCGCUGACUUCUGCUACAAGCUUCCUGAUAGUGUCACCUUUGAAGAAGGGGCCCUGAUUGAGCCUCUCUCUGUGGGGAUCUAUGCCUGCCGUCGAGGUUCGGUUUCCCUGGGGAACAAGGUCCUUGUGUGUGGAGCUGGGCCAAUUGGGAUAGUCACUUUGCUUGUGGCCAAAGCAAUGGGAGCUUCUCAAGUAGUGGUGAUUGACCUCUCUGCUUCUCGGUUAGCCAAGGCCAAGGAAGUUGGAGCAGACUUUACCAUCCAGGUUGCCAAAGAGAACCCUCACGACAUUGCCAAGAAGGUGGAAAGUGUGCUGGGGAGCAAGCCAGAGGUCACCAUUGAAUGCACGGGAGCGGAGUCCUCCAUCCAGACGGGCAUCUAUGCCACUCACUCUGGCGGGACCUUGGUGGUUGUGGGAAUGGGCCCCGAGAUGGUCAAUUUACCCCUAGUGCACGCAGCUGUGCGGGAGGUGGAUAUCAAAGGCGUGUUUCGAUACUGCAACACGUGGCCGAUGGCAGUUUCCAUGCUUGCAUCGAAGACUUUGAAUGUAAAGCCCUUAGUGACCCAUAGGUUCCCCCUGGAAAAGGCUGUAGAAGCCUUUGAAACAGCCAAAAAGGGAGUGGGGCUGAAAGUUAUGAUCAAGUGUGACCCCAAUGACCAGAACCCCUAAAUGUGAUUGCUCUAUGCCCUUAGCCCACUCUCUCAGCAUCUAAGGGCUAAAUGGACCAGAAGGGGAAGCCAUUAAUGCAGAACUUUCUUUUUGAAUGGUAGGAAUAAUAAACUCAUAAGCCGAGAGCCUUAGAGGAGCUGGCGUGCCUUAAAGACAGAAGUAGGGGCACCUUGGGGGACCUCGUAGCCAGAAUGAGAUGUGUAUACUGAGUAAAGUCUAGAACCAAGAGUCUGGCAGAGGUCCCGGAAAUGCCCUUUCUCUGUACUUUCUUUGGGUGAAGAGACGAAGCAUGCCUUCAUCCAUGUUCCAAUGCGGGUGCCAGAGAGUGGGGCUAACAUGGAGAAAUGACGUCAUUAACAUGGAAGUGGCCCCAGAGCUGUUCAGAGCACAGUGUUUCUCAAGUGUCAUUUGAUUUGAGGGGAAUAAGGGCACUCAGCUCUGCCUCAGCUCAGAAUUCUGUCCUUACAUUUGCAAAGUGGAGGCCAUCUUCCCAACAGUGCUCAUUCAUGAUCAGGAGCAGUACUGGUUGCUAAGCAACCAGGAGACUUCCACCCAAAGAUCCUAAAUCCAGCCUAACUCAUACAAGAGGGCCACAGGAGGGCUUGAGUUUCCCACUCACAGGUUGGCCUCCUCUCCCAGGCUCACUCCCAGGCAGUUAUUAUCCCAUCCCACUCAGUUCUGGCAUCAGAAGAUGCUCCCCUUCUCGGCUGUUAAGGCUGGUGAUAUCUGAUGGAUGGGUAUCACAGAGCCUAAUUAAAUCAUGGGGCUUUUCUUUAUAAGAUCUGGGUCCAAAUCAUGCCCUUUGUGAUCUUAAGAUAAUCAAGAAGAGCACAGUAACUGUGAUGUAACUUGGGCUGCAGCCUGUAAUCCACCUCUUCAGCUAUGAGUAGGGGUCACAUGAAAAAAAAAAAAAAAAAAGACUCUGCUGGAGAAGGCCAUGGCCAACACCUGAGCUUUCUCAAACUGCUUCAAAUAGUAAAUUCUGUCGCUGGUGU
Rattus rattus (black rat) is the source of this 2172-nucleotide messenger RNA. RefSeq names its product sorbitol dehydrogenase (gene Sord). The coding region runs from base 104 to 1177 and encodes 357 amino acids. NCBI's taxonomy places the organism in Eukaryota, Metazoa, Chordata, Mammalia, Rodentia, Muridae. Gene Ontology annotation, biological process: D-sorbitol catabolic process. Gene Ontology annotation, molecular function: L-iditol 2-dehydrogenase (NAD+) activity; zinc ion binding. The transcript is spliced from 9 exons. The record is from RefSeq and is a predicted model, not a curated record.